This is a messenger RNA of Mixia osmundae IAM 14324, 454 nucleotides long. RefSeq lists its product as uncharacterized. The transcript has 6 exons. Lineage: Eukaryota; Fungi; Basidiomycota; Mixiomycetes; Mixiales; Mixiaceae. The coding region runs from base 115 to 405 and encodes 96 amino acids. The record is from RefSeq and is a predicted model, not a curated record.
ACAAGGCGCUCGAAGCUCUCCGGCGGGGACUUUCUCAGCUGUAGAUCGAAUUUGAAACUAUCGAGGAGUCGCGCGCUCGCGUGACCGCCAUUCCUUGCUGAUAGCCUACAAGUCAUGACUCGCUCACAGCACAAGCACAAGCAAGAGGCUCUCACGCAUGACUACAAGACGCUUGGAAAGUCAGCGUCUGUCCAGAUCAAGAAGAACGGCGCUGGUCGUCAUUCAUGGGGCAACGAUCAGCUCGAUAUCCAUGACAGCAUCGAUGCACUUGACGAGAUCCCCGAUCGUACCAUGCCUGAUCCCCGCCUUUCGACCUCUCCCCAGGUAGUGCACAAGUUUGCCUCGAGCCCAACCGAGAGCACUAUCACCUCUGCCUCUGACAAGUCGUCCGACAAGAGUGACUAGCCGCUUACAGACCUAUCCCGCGCACAAGACUGUAUCGACUACAAAAGAA